This is a messenger RNA of Epinephelus fuscoguttatus (brown-marbled grouper), 1832 nucleotides long. It is a transcript of the gene spon2a, whose product is annotated as spondin 2a, extracellular matrix protein. The coding region runs from base 155 to 1156 and encodes 333 amino acids. Gene Ontology annotation, cellular component: extracellular matrix. The transcript is spliced from 6 exons. The record is from RefSeq and is a predicted model, not a curated record. Lineage: Eukaryota; Metazoa; Chordata; Actinopteri; Perciformes; Serranidae. Gene Ontology annotation, biological process: cell adhesion.
GGGAUACAGGGAUAAAGGCUGAUAAGGCUGCAACAGACAGCACAGAGAAAGAGGAGACGAAGUGAGUGAGUGGAGCUGUAUCCUCUCUGAAGUCCGACAGUGUGAUUCUGCUGCAGCUUCUCUUCCCGUCACUGACCCGACUGACCCAACACAGAUGAUGUCAUCAGAGCACCUGACCUGCGGCUGGCUGCAGCAGCUCCUCGUUGUACUUCUGAAGCUUUGCCUCACUUUUGCUGGGCCUCUGCGACCGCUCAAUGGGACGGAGUGCACAGCCAAGGGUCCUGCUUCCUACAUCCUGGUCUUUACAGGUCACUGGAGCCCACAGGCCUUCCCCAAGCAGUAUCCACUGUUCCGGCCCCCUGCACAGUGGUCCAAACUCAUUGCGGUCAGCCAUAAUCGCCAUUUUCGGCUGUGGGAGGAGGGUGCUACAGCCAGUACAGGGGUGCAGAACUUUGCUGAAGUCGGGGUGACGGUGGAGCUGAUGAAGGCAGCCAAGGAGGCCAGGAAGAGGCGUGCGGUCGGCGCCAUGCACAGAACGGCCGGCAUCCCUAACGGCAUCGGGCACAGCUCCACGGAGUUGCUCAUGCAGCCCCGGAACUCACUGUUAUCCCUGAUGGUGAAAAUGAUCCCCAGCCCCGACUGGUUUGUUGGUGUGGACAGCCUAAACCUCUGCGAGGGCAACCAGUGGAAACAGGAAGUGACCAUUGAUCUCCAGCCCUAUGAUGCUGGAACAGACAGUGGAUUCACUUUCUCAUCUCCCAACUUCCCCACCAGCCCCUUAGAAAACAUCACAAUGAUCACGUCUCAGAUGCCAAAUCAUCCAGCCAACUCCUUCUACUAUCCACGUUUAAAGGAGCUUCCACCUAUCGCCAGCAUAAGGAUUACUCAACAGAGCAGAUCAUCUGACCGCCAAACCCUAAUGUCCAAUCAUAUUCUGCCGAACUCUAUCAGUCCCCAGCGUUUCUCCGCGACACCAUUGGACUGUGAAGUGUCUCCCUGGUCAUCCUGGGGUUUGUGUCUUGGUCCCUGCUCCAGAGGUGGUGUCCGCCACCGCACACGUUACAUCCUGUUGCGGCCAGCCAAUGCUGGCGUCCCCUGCCCUGAGCUGGAGGAACAGGCUGAAUGCGUACCGCACAGCUGUAUGAGACUCCAGUAACCCACAGGGCGCACAAGCACAGAUACUGCCAGUAUUUAACACUGGGACUCUCAUGUUAUCACUGCUGGACUGAGAAAUGUUGCUGCAUCUGGAGCAUCUCCUUGGUAAUGCAAAGGAUUUUUGCAUCUGUCACAGUCAAAUUGUGGAAAUGAAAGACUUGCUGCCUCACCUGUGAAGCCCGUUGGUAUUAGAUCAUACACUCCUCUGGGUGUAUUUUAAUGGCAAUAAAGGGAAGUUCACGUCUGAGUGUAGCAGACAGUUAAUUAAUGCUUGAGAUAACACGUGUUCAGAUAAAAGUGAUUGACGAGAGGAAGAUAAAUGACAAAUGUGUCCCAUCAAAGACCAGUUUGAGACCUAUUAUUGGUUUGUUCAUCAUCAAUGACAUAUGCAUUUAAUCUGUACGCUGAUAGUGGCACUCCAGAGUCACAAAUCUUCCACACACUCUUAAAUGUAUGCACACAAAGGUCCUUGCACAUACUGCAUACUUUUACAAGCACGGAGGCGUUAGUUUACAAAGGUAACCUAUACAUGCUUGGCACAUGCAGCUCUUUCAAAAUAACCUCACACCCCGAUUUAUAAAUAUCACAUUUCACAAGAAACACCUAAUGGCUGGCUUGAGGCUUGGAGCUUGUCUAAAGAAGCUGGCCUAUUUUAUAAUAAGAUGCUUUUUUUUUUU